This is a messenger RNA of Nymphaea colorata (pocket water lily), 1720 nucleotides long. RefSeq names its product probable ribose-5-phosphate isomerase 2. The transcript has a single exon. Gene Ontology annotation, molecular function: ribose-5-phosphate isomerase activity. Lineage: Eukaryota; Viridiplantae; Streptophyta; Magnoliopsida; Nymphaeales; Nymphaeaceae. The record is from RefSeq and is a predicted model, not a curated record. The coding region runs from base 564 to 1394 and encodes 276 amino acids. Gene Ontology annotation, biological process: pentose-phosphate shunt, non-oxidative branch.
AUGCAAUAGGCACAAGUACCAACGCAGCUGCUUCCAAUAUGUUGCCUACUUUUUUGGAUUCCGUAAUCCCCUUCUCCUCUCCACCACUAAAUAGAAAGUUUCCUGUUGGCCAUGCUCUUGACGUAUUCUUUUCCCCAUCACAGCUUCUUGAUCUGCAUAUUGGCGAGAAACAGAAAAAAGAAAAAGAUCACAUCAUAGUACAAAGGUUAAUGUGAAUCUUAGCUCUCCAACCUGCAAUUGCAAUGCCUAUUUAGGGACUGAGGACGUUCGAGUCCACAGGAGGCAAAAAUCUGAGGGAGGGAAGCCAAAGUUUCUCCCUGCACAGUUUUACAAUCCCGCUCGCCAAAGAUGCUCGUUGAAGCUCUCUCUCGCUCCCGCUCUCUCUUUGUGUCCACGACGAAGCAGACCUUAUUAAUUGUCAAAGAUCUUCCUUUCAUUGGAAAAUCGGCUCUCCCUCUCUUUUUUUUCUCCCCCUCUAAUUUGACAAGUAGCUUCCUUUCAUUGGAAGAGCAUCCCCAAUAGCCAGUAGCCUCACGCACUCACUCUCUCUUCAUCGCGCUUGCAUGGUGCCGGCGGACAUGGCGGUUCCAUGCCCUCCCCUUCCCUUCCUGGACGACUCCACAACGCCGGUCUCCUCCCCACCAAUUCCACCACCGCCAUCCACCUCACCUCCUUCUCCCCUCUCCCAGGAUGACCUCAAGAGGAUCGCCGCGUACCGGGCGGUGGACUACGUCGAGAGCGGCAUGGUCCUUGGCCUGGGCACCGGCUCCACUGCCGCCCACGCCAUCGACCGCAUUGGUGAUCUCCUCCGAAGCGGCAAGUUGCGCGACAUCGUCGGCGUGCCUACGUCCAAGAAGACGGAGGCGCAGGCGACCUUGGUGGGCAUCCCGCUUACGGACCUCGCCGAGCAUCCUGUGCUCGACCUUGCCAUCGACGGCGCGGACGAGGUCGAUCCCCACCUCAACCUCAUCAAGGGCCGAGGCGGGUCGCUUUUGAGGGAGAAGAUGGUCGAGGGCGCGGCUCGGAAGUUCGUGGUCAUUGUCGACGAGACGAAGCAGGUGCAGAAUCUGGGAGAGAGCGGCAUGGCCGUCCCCGUCGAGAUCAUCCCCUUCUGUUGGGAGUACACGGCCAGGAGGUUGCAGAGCCUCUUUGAGAAGGUGGGCUGCCGCGCGAAGCUCAGGAGGUGCGGAGACGGAAGCGAGCCGUUCCUCACGGACAACAACAAUUACGUUGUGGACUUGUUCUUUGAGGGGCCUAUCGGAGACCUGCAGGCGGCAAGUGAGGCCAUUUUGGGCCUCACUGGUGUCAUCGAGCAUGGGAUGUUCUUGGGCAUGACUACUACCCUUAUAGUUGCAGGCAAGCUGGGGGUUUCUAUCAAGAACGGAGAGCUCUGAUGAUGAAUGCUCAGAGAGAGAGAGAGAGAGAGAGAGAGAGAGAGAGAGAGAGAGAGAGAGAGAUGAAUGUGGAAGAGAGAUUCAUCUUCUGUCUUAACUAUUCCAAAGGUGUGGCUUCCAUAAGAAAGCGAGUUGGAGAAAUGGCUGCAUCAUUUUCUCAACCAUAUGCGAGACCCUUUCAAUUUUGUACUCGUGAAAUUUUUUAUUUUCAGUAUGUUGCAUUGCCUUAAUUGCAGCAAACAAUUGAUAGUUCCUCCAUUUUUUGCGUAUGAACAUGUUUAGUUUUUUCUCAAAUUAGACAAAGAAACAAAAAGCACAUUCACCUG